GUCCCUCUCCCCGCAAACCUUGUCCUGAUCCUAAACCCACCUUCCUCCCUAAAUUCUCAAGAAAUAAGAAAGCCCCAGUUUAUUUAUUUCGGCAGAGGGCUCACCUGAAACUGUCAGGUAACGAACGACCGGUUUGGUUGUUAGCUACUCAAACACGGGCUGUAAGAAAAAUUCAACCUUUGCCCCACCCUCCCUUGUAAGCAACAAGAUCGUGCAGUAGUUUAGUGCAAUGGUCGAAUUCUUUUUUUUUGGGCAGUUAAUUUGGCGACCCAAUUCCCACCAAGAAGAAACAAAGGAGACGGAGCUCAUGCUGACACACACCAGCACGUCCUCCUCCUCUGUCCCUUUCUCUCUCUCUCUCUCUCUAUAACGUAACAUCAGCAGUUCGGGGUCGCUUCUUUUGUUCUUUUUCCCCGUCUCUUUCUCCCUUCUCCUUUUCUUUGCAUAGAUCUUGCCGCGGGCAAUGUUGGUGGCAUCAGCGUCGCCGGCCGUCGGAUCGCCGUUCCUCCGCCGGUCCCCCGGGAGCGGCCACGGCAGCGGCGGGGGGGCCCGGUUUGGGAUGACCGCCGCCCGAUCCGCCACCGUGUCCGUGGCGCCCAUCUUGAAGAAGCUGCAGAGGGAUUGCGCCACCCCUCUGCCGGUCCUGCGCCACGUGGCGGGCGCCAUGGCCGCCGAUAUGCGCGCGGGGCUCGCCGCCGACGGCGGGAGCGAUCUCAAGAUGAUACUCAGUUACGUUGACAGCUUGCCCAGCGGGAAUGAGAAGGGGUUGUUUUAUGCUCUGGAUCUUGGAGGGACGAACUUCCGAGUGUUGAGAGUUCAGUUAGGUGGGAAGGAAGACCGUGUACUUGCCACUGAAUUCGACCAAGUGACCAUCCCUCGGGAGCUCAUGUUUGGCACCUCGGAGGAACUCUUCGACUUCAUUGCUUCCGGUCUCGCGAAGUUCGCAGACAAGGAGGGUGGAAGAUUUCACUUGCCGCCUGGGAGAAAGAGGGAGAUAGGGUUCACAUUUUCAUUCCCUGUGCAGCAGCUUUCAAUAGACUCCGGCAUACUAAUCAAAUGGACGAAGGGGUUUGCAGUCUCGGGCACGGCUGGGAAAGAUGUGGUCGCGUGCUUGAAUGAAGCGAUGGAGAGACGAGGGUUAGAUAUGCGGGUCUCUGCCCUGGUGAAUGAUACGGUUGCGACAUUAGCUGGAGCCAGGUAUUGGGACAAUGAUGUUAUGGUUGCUGUCAUUUUGGGUACCGGUACCAAUGCUUGCUAUGUGGAAAGGACGGAUGCUAUUCCCAAGCUAGACGGCCAUGUUUCUACUUCUGGGCGAACGAUUAUCAACACUGAAUGGGGGGCAUUCUCAAAUGGCCUUCCUUUGACCGAGUUCGAUAGAGAAAUGGAUGCAGCGAGUAUUAACCCCGGUGAGCAGAUUUAUGAGAAGACGAUAUCUGGGAUGUAUCUCGGUGAAAUUGUGAGGCGAGCUCUGGUGAAGAUGGCUGAAGAAGGUGCUCUGUUUGGAAAAUCUAUACCGGAUAAACUAUUGACUCCUUUUCUUCUUAGGACACCGGAUCUAUGCGCAAUGCAGAAAGACGAGUCCGAUGAUCUGCAGAAAGUGGGGUCGGUCCUAUAUGAUGUAGCCGGAGUGGAGUCCAACCUCGGUGGGAGGAAAGUCGUCGUGGAAGUCUGCGACACCAUCGCCAAGCGAGGCGGCCGGUUAGCUGGCGCAGGAAUUGUGGGUAUCCUGCAGAAGAUGGAAGAGGACUCGAAGGGCCUCAUAUUCGGAAAGAGGACGGUUGUGGCCAUGGACGGAGGGUUGUACGAGAACUAUUCCCAAUACAGAGGAUACAUGCACUGUGCCGUCACAGAACUUCUGGGGACCGAGCUAUCGAGAAACGUGGUGAUAGAACAUUCAAAGGACGGGUCGGGUAUCGGAGCUGCUCUCUUGGCUGCUGCAAACUCAAAUUACGAGCACGACUUCUAGAGUUGGACGCCCGAUGGCUUCGACAUGUCAUUGCAGCAUUUGUUCAUUCAUAGUUGAUUGAAAUUUGGUACAGGGAUUUUUUUGUAGGUGGAAUGCCUGGAUGAAGA
Molecule: messenger RNA, 2073 nt
Organism: Syzygium oleosum
Lineage: Eukaryota; Viridiplantae; Streptophyta; Magnoliopsida; Myrtales; Myrtaceae
Product: hexokinase-2, chloroplastic
Exons: 9
Coding region: 464-1966 (500 amino acids)
Biological process (GO): glycolytic process; intracellular glucose homeostasis; glucose 6-phosphate metabolic process
Cellular component (GO): cytosol; mitochondrion
Molecular function (GO): glucokinase activity; ATP binding; mannokinase activity
Source: RefSeq, a predicted model, not a curated record